Messenger RNA from Lotus japonicus, 1910 nucleotides. Its product is annotated as transcription factor CSA-like. The transcript has 3 exons. Lineage: Eukaryota; Viridiplantae; Streptophyta; Magnoliopsida; Fabales; Fabaceae. The record is from RefSeq and is a predicted model, not a curated record. The coding region runs from base 237 to 1532 and encodes 431 amino acids. Gene Ontology annotation, molecular function: DNA-binding transcription factor activity, RNA polymerase II-specific; RNA polymerase II cis-regulatory region sequence-specific DNA binding. Gene Ontology annotation, cellular component: nucleus. Gene Ontology annotation, biological process: regulation of DNA-templated transcription.
UGAAAGCACUUUAGCUAUUUUAAGUCCUUGCUUCCCCGCUGCAACAACUUAUUUUUCUUUUUCUUCCCCCUUCACUACUGUCUCUGUCCUGUCAAAACUUUACUCUCAUGUUAGUCUUCUUCAUUGCAUAAAAAUAUUCUUUUGCCCUGAGUGUGACUUUGUAACAGUUCCACACACACACACUUGCUCUCAUCUUUCACCAUUUGUUUUUGAGGCAUAUAGAAAGGAAAAAAAAAAUGAAGGCAUGGCUACCGGGUAGUGUUAUAUACUCUUCACAAGAUAACUCCAACGAUGCUUCCUCUUCCUAUCAUUCUCCUCAUUCAAUGGGAAUAGUCUAUGCAGACAUGGACUCACUCUCUCUUUGCCACAACUAUGGUACUGUUUCUUCAGCUCGAGAUUGCUAUGUCUCUAAAGAGGGUACAUCUACAAGCUGGUCUUUGUCCUUCAUGAGAGAAUGCCUUCCUUCAAACUCUGAGGAAAACCCCAACAGUGAUGUUUUGAUCGGUAAAGGGUCUGAUUGCAGUGAUGAAGCAGGGCAAAACCAUGAGAAUCCUAAUUUAAUUGAAGAAGAGAACCCGGAUGAGAAUUGUAUGAGUGGCAAGGAGAAAGGCAGUACUGGACAUUCCAAACUUUGUGCAAGAGGGCAUUGGAGGCCUGCAGAAGAUUCCAAGCUCAAGGAACUCGUUGCUCUUUAUGGCCCUCAGAACUGGAACUUGAUAGCUGAAAAGUUAGAAGGCAGAUCAGGCAAGAGCUGUAGGCUGAGAUGGUUCAACCAGUUGGACCCGAGGAUCAACAGGAGAGCUUUCAGUGAAGAGGAAGAAGAAAGGCUAAUGCAGGCACACAGGAUUUAUGGCAACAAAUGGGCCAUGAUUGCAAGGCUUUUCCCUGGGAGAACUGACAACGCAGUGAAGAAUCACUGGCAUGUUAUAAUGGGAAGAAAGUAUAGGGAACAGUCCAAUGCUUACAGGAGGAGGAGGCUGAGCCAAUCUGUUUACUCAAGAAUGGAUGAUCAAGAUACAACAAGCUUUGUGAUCUCUAGAGAACCAGUUCCAGCACCACCACCGCUCUAUUGUCUCAAUCUCCACAACAGCAUCGUUAGUAAUUUCCCAUAUGCUGCUGCAUCAUCCUUCCAUGGAGUUGAUCAGUGCAGCUUAAAUGGUUUAAGUAGCAACAUGCCCCCUCCUCAUUUUGGCCUGUAUGCUCCGCAGAAACAUCUUGAUUUCUUCUCUGGUGGUGCAAGAAGCAAUAACCAAAUCAGAUGGUGGGACGGGCCAAGUGAUUUUAUUUCUUCACAACCUCAUUCCCCCCAGCAAUGUCUGAUGCUAAUGCAACAGCAAAACAAUCACAAUAAUUUUUACAGUUUCUCAAAUUCCACAGCAGCAGCAGCACCAACAGCAGGAGCUCAGAUAUUGGGCAGUGAAGCUUCACUAUCAUCAGUGGCAGAACACAAAGAUCAAGCUCUGACCAGUGACCCCCCAGAUGCAAUUCCAUCUCCUCCAUUUAUUGACUUCCUUGGGGUAGGAUCCACAUGAUCGAAAUUAGGACCCAAUGAAAAAGCUGCAACUUUUCCUCAAUGUAGAUGUGGUCCAACAUUGCUGAGAAGCCAUUCCAGGUAAACAGAAAGGAUAGUUGCUCCAGUUUGUUGACUGACUGAGUUGUAACUUGCGUUACUUCUUCUCCUGUUGUGAUUUCCUUUCUUUCUCACAUGGGGACCCCUUUCCAAUCUUCAUCAAAAUAAUAGCAUAAUUAAUCAAUAAAUCUUUACAUUAUCUUUGUUCAUUUUCAUAUAAUUUUUUCCCCUUUUCUAUAUUAAUAUUUAGAAUCGGAUCAUUAAAUGUGCCCCAAGACAUUCUUUUGUAAUUACUUAGAAUAUGGCCAAUUCCUCAAGUAUUGGAUGUGGAUCUCUUGAA